Molecule: messenger RNA, 2643 nt
Organism: Antechinus flavipes (yellow-footed antechinus)
Lineage: Eukaryota; Metazoa; Chordata; Mammalia; Dasyuromorphia; Dasyuridae
Gene: DNAJB4
Product: DnaJ heat shock protein family (Hsp40) member B4
Exons: 4
Coding region: 470-1483 (337 amino acids)
Cellular component (GO): cytosol
Molecular function (GO): protein-folding chaperone binding
Source: RefSeq, a predicted model, not a curated record
GGUGUCUAGUGAGGAGAGGAAGGUGGGCGGCUGACCGGAGUGGGGAGGAGCCGCGGCGUGGAGCGGGGUGGGGUAGUCUGGUCGGGGGUCGGCGGCUCGGUCAGGCCCGGAGAGCGGAGAGCGGGACGGCCAUUCUGAGGGGCGGGGGUCGGUGGCCGUGACGUCAGCGCGCCGAUGACGCAACAGUCCCGGAAGACGUCAUGACGUCGCGGCGGCAGCGGGCGGGAGAGAGAGGCGCAAGCCGCCUUAGGGCUUUCUUUUGCGGCCAGCUGUGGAGGCGUCGGGGAGAGAGGGCGGGCGCCCCGGAGAGAUGUCCAGGCGGACGCGGCCCGGGGGCUGCGCAGAACCUCCGAGAGCCGGCCUGGCUGAGCGAGGUCAGCAUGGUGGUCAGGAAAGGGAAGCGGCCGUGACGCAGGCGGGGGGCUCUCUCGAGGAGGGGAAAAUCUAAGUUCAUUUCAAGACAUUCGGAAUGGGGAAAGACUAUUAUUCCAUUUUGGGGAUUGAGAAAGGAGCUUCUGAUGAAGAAAUUAAGAAAGCUUACCGCAAACAAGCCCUCCGAUUCCAUCCGGACAAGAACAAAUCUCCUCAAGCAGAGGAAAAAUUUAAAGAGGUGGCCGAAGCCUAUGAAGUUCUGAGUGAUCCUAAAAAGAGAGAGAUCUAUGAUCAGUAUGGGGAGGAGGGCUUAAAAGGAGGAGCUGGUGGGACUGAUGGACAUGGAGGUACCUUCCGGUACACCUUUCAUGGUGAUCCUCAUGCCACGUUUGCAGCAUUUUUCGGAGGAGCCAAUCCUUUUGAAGUCUUCUUUGGUAGAAGAAUGGCUACUAAUAGAGAUGGUGAAGAAAUGGAAGUAGAUGGAGAUCCUUUUAGUGCCUUUGGUUUCAGCAUGAAUGGGUAUCCUAGGGAGAGGACCCCAGUGGGUUCAACUCGACCCAGGCAAGACCCCCCAGUUAUCCAUGAACUUAAAGUAUCUCUUGAAGAAAUCUAUAAUGGUUGUACCAAACGGAUGAAGAUUUCCCGAAAAAGGCUGAACCCUGAUGGGAGAAGUGUUAGAACAGAGGACAAAAUUCUCACCAUUGAAAUAAAAAAAGGAUGGAAAGAAGGAACAAAAAUCACUUUUCCAAGGGAAGGAGAUGAAAUGCCCAAUAGUAUUCCAGCGGAUAUUGUUUUUGUCAUUAAAGAUAAAGAGCAUACACAAUUUAAGAGGGAUGGAUCCAAUAUUAUCUAUCCUGUCCGAAUCAGUUUACGAGAGGCCUUGUGUGGCUGCUCCAUCAAUGUUCCCACAAUGGAAGGAAGAACCAUCCCCAUGACGAUAAAUGAAGUUGUGAAGCCUGGAAUGAGGAGAAGAAUUAUAGGCUAUGGACUGCCCUUUCCAAAAAACCCUGACCAGCGGGGCGACCUGCUCAUAGAGUUCGAGGUGAACUUCCCAGACACCCUGUCCUCGGCAACCAAAGAAAUCCUUCGCAAGCAUCUUCCCACCUCCUAGGAGGAUGAAGGUCCCGCUGGAUUACCAGGGUUUUGGCAAGGCUCUGAAUAGAGCGCCAUAGACAAAGUGGGGUGAAUGCCUUGAGGAUUCAGUGAUAUGCAUGAAUAGAGAGGGUCAAAUAAAGGGCAAAAGGGAAUUUGCAGUUAAAUAUGGAGAGGAAAACCACUUACUAUAUUUUGUUUUCUUCUUAACCAGAAAUUUCAUUCACAAUUUUGCAUACAUGUAAAAUUUAGUUGUUUUAUGAAGCUAGUGUACAUAUUGCUAAUAAAGUACUCGAAUAUACAAGUACUUUAUUUCUUAUGUAUCUACAUCAUCAAUAGGAGAUGCUGCCAUUUAUACUGGAGAGCAGAAUUCACAAGUGAAUGACAUGUCGUAUGCAUCUUCUGGGACAUUUUAAAGAGGCUAUUUAAAAAUAGAGAAAUCAGAUUUAAAUCUGCUUCCAUAGUAAUGCUCUAGGGCUGGUACCCUGAUAGAGAAAUUACCUGGUAGAUAGAUUUCAUUACUUUGAUUUUCAAAAUGUGAAUUUAUGUCAAGCUAUUUUUUUCAGCUGUGGAAAUCCUAGUUACCUGAACUACUGGGUAUUUCAAAAUAUCAGGCUCAUUUAAAAUGUCAUGUGUGAUUUUAUCUGUGAAAGUAGUUAUGUAUAUAUGUGUGUAUAUGUAUACAAGUAUACAUAUAUACACACAUAUAUAUAUACCCAGCAAUGUCUGUACUCACAGACAUGUGUAUAUACACAUGUUGGGCUUAUGAAAUUAGACUCAUCAAGCACUGGCAUAAAUGAUUUAUUUCAAAAUGAAUGUGCUCUUCAAGGCUCUUGUUGGGUCUGUUUUUCAACCAUGUAGUCAUUUUCAUAGUGUACACAAUCAUGUUAUAUGACUUAAUUUAAGUAGUUCCCAAAAAGGAACAAAUAAAUAACUACUAUAGUGUUACAAUCAAAAUACAGGGAAAAACAAUGACUGCUGCUUAUGAUAAUGUUGCUACUAUAUAAUGUGUGUAUGCAUGUAAAAUGGUUUGUUUCCAUAUGUACAGUAUUGUAUUUCUCAUGUUUUUAAUUUAAAGAUUGUAAACUUAUUUUUAACUUCCUUUGCUUUUGUUACCAUAGUGAGAAUGAUCUUUUGAAACAAUGUGUUCAGUAAAAGUAUCUGAUCCCUGGGUCUAGA